GGGCUGCCUCCGAUUUUUGAAAUGUUGCUUCUCUUCAAAGUAACCCUACCUAGUGCUGUGCAAAGGCAGUUCCACAAUGCUGAGCGUCAUCGAGCAGCAUAAAUAGCAAGCACGAGUGAAUGUGGAGAUUGGGAGGGCACAGAUUUCAAACAUACUUGGCUCUCCCCAUCUCUUUUCUGCACACCCAUUCCAAAUGCCUUAAGCUUUUGGGUUCCAGGCUGCUUCUUUUUGUCUGCAAAGACCCUUUAGUCACAUUUUGGCCAAGUCUGCUGGGGGGGUUUUUUCCCCACCCUUAAUUUUAUUUUAUUGCCCAAGAAGAAACCUCAUCAACUGGAUUUCACUGAAGUCAGAAUAAAUACAAGGUUGAAGAUCACAGAUGUUUCUGACAUUUCAACAGAAAUUAAUCUCAGCUCAGCAGUAUUUCCUUCCGUUCCCUCUUCUCUUCAAAGAAUCAAAUAUUGCCUGCUGCUGAUUGCUCAAGGCAUGUAAAGAUAGAACCUUUACGAGAAUGGAUGGCACUAUCUCCUCCACCAUUAGAGUGGCCACAGACACAGAAACUGGCAGCCCGCUCAGAAGCAACCCUAAUAUUUCUUCCAACAACACAUGGGGUGAGGCCUUCUCUGCCAGCUCUUUGGAGGAUAUCAUAGCCACCUGCACCAUUGGGACCAUCCUGUCUCUUAUGUGCAUAAUUGGAGUGACAGGCAAUGUCUACACCUUGGUUGUGAUGUGCCACUACAUGAGGUCUUCUGCCUCCAUGUACAUCUACAUCAUCAACUUGGCCCUAGCAGACCUGCUCUACCUUCUCACUAUCCCUUUCAUUGUGGGGACUUAUUUCAUUCAGGAAUGGUACUUUGGAGAUACAGGUUGCCGGAUCCUUUUCAGCUUGGAUUUCCUCACCAUGCACGCUAGCAUUUUCACCUUGAUGGUGAUGAGCACAGAGAGAUACUUUGCAGUGCUGAAGCCUUUGGACACUGUGAAGAGAUCCAAGAGUUAUCGGAAAGCAAUUGCCCUCAUUAUCUGGGUGGCAUCUCUGCUUCUCACCCUGCCAAUGCUGAUUAUGAUCCAGCUGGUGCAUGGGGAAAAGAAUAUUUGCCUCCCCACCUGGAGCAAGUUGUCUUACAAGAUCUACAUCACCAUUCUCUUCUGCACCAGCAUUGUUGGCCCUGGUGUCAUCAUUGGGUAUCUCUACGUUAGACUAGCAAGAACCUACUGGGUGUCCCAGACCACUUCCUUGAAAGAGACCAAGCGGCUGCCCAAUCAAAAAGUCCUCUACUUAAUCUUCACUAUUGUCCUGGUCUUCUGGGCCUGCUUCUUGCCGUUCUGGAUCUGGCAACUGCUCUUCCAGUACUACGAGCCUCUUCCCAUGUCUCCUAAAGCCACUAGGAACGUCAACUACCUGACCACCUGCCUGACCUACAGCAACAGUUGCAUCAACCCUUUCCUCUACACCUUGCUGACCAAGAACUACAAAGAAUAUUUGAGGAAUAGGCAGCGUUCUUUUCACAGCAGCCGCAACUACUUCCAGAGAAGGAACCGAUUUCAAAGGAUUUCUGGGAGAUCUUUGUCAACAACCAGCCAGCAUUGUACAGAGACAUUUAUGCUCCCACCCAUUCCAGGGGGAAGUAAUAGCCCAUGAUGAAAGAAGCACACUUCCAAAAUCAACUGUCAUCAAAGUCAGAAGAAGAAGAAAGAAAGCAUUACAUCUGAAAGGGAGGGAUUGUAGAAGAGGUACACGCUGGGUUUAGAGUUUUGAUGAUAUUUGUCAUCAUAGUAAAUCAGGAAAAAAAAACUUAUGUAUUUCAUACAACCCAUGAUAUAUCACUGUAAGUUUUUGCUUCUUGAAAUUUUAUUAUUCCUAUUGUGAACAGUAUUCACUCAAGCAGAAUUAUUUGGGAGAUAAGGGUAUGAAUAAAAAAACAUGUUAAUUAGUUUUAUGUUUAAGCUGGAAGGUAGGUGGCACUUUUGUGGAAAUUGAAUUUGAGGGAAAUGUUUGACUUGCUACUGAAUUCGUAUCAUCUAAAUUCAGAUACAGGGACUAAAAACUUGGGUACGUGUUAUCCGGCAGAUUUUUCAGGACUGACAGUUGUGAGUCUUGUGGAUAAAACCGCUUUAUGCACACUUACACAUUCAAAUCUGUUUGUCUUUUACCCCAGCACAUUCUUCACUGAUCAUCUCAGGUGAAUCUCUUUAUGCUUCAAAAAAUAAUUCCAAAUACAUAAUUUGGACCUGAGAAAAAAGUGCUGUGACUGCUUUAUGGAGCUGACUCAUUAAUGUUAAUAUGAAUCUUAAAGCGGUCCCUCUUUAGGAUUUUUUUUUUUCCCACAAAGAAGUUUCAUCUUCCCUCUCAGGGGUUAUUUUAAUAAAUAGUAGAACAGUCCAAAACACUUUUCCCAAAGCGUGUUUUUUUUAAGCAUACACAGCUCUAGUGUCAAAUAUUAUGUGGUAAUAUUAUAAAUACAGAUAUUUAAUCCUCAGUUUACAACCACAACCACAACUGAGCCCAAGAUUUCUGUCGCUAAGCAAGACAUUUGUUAUGUGAAUUUUGCCCCAUUUUAUGACCUGUCUUGCCACAGUUGUUAAGGGGAAUCACUGCAGUUAGAAACAGGAUUGUUAAGUGAAUCUGGCUUCCCCAUUGACUUUGCUUGUCAGAAGGUUGCAAAAGAUGAUCAUAUGACCCUGCAACCAUCACAUGACACUGAUCACAUGACACUGCAACCAUCAUAAAUAUGAGUCACUUGCCAAGCAGCUGAGUUUCAAUCAUGUGACCAUGGGGAUUCUGCAAUGGUCAUAAGGGUAAAAAAUGGUCAUAAGUCACUUUUUUGUAACCUCGAACAGCCACUAAAUGAACUAUUGUAAGUUGAGGACUACCUGAACAUAAGACAUACACAAGAAAUAAAGAUUGUUCAAUGAAAACAAAUCAAAGAGAAUAUAAUUUAGCGUCUCUGCAGUUAUAACAGUUGCUGUGUAGUAUUUGUUGGUUAACAUAAACAAGAAUUAAACAGGUUGAUCUUUAAGAGCCUUGCUUCAGGGCUGGGCAGAAAGUUUAAAUAACAAGUGUCUGUGCAAACCCCAUUAAUUUCUUUUAGAAGGAAGUCUACGGCAGGGAUCUCCAAUCUUGGCAAUUUUAAGACUUGUGGACUUCAAUUCCCAGAAUUCCUCAGCCAGCUUUGGUGAAGUCCACAAGUCUUAAAGUUGCCAAGAUUGGAGACCCCUAGUCUACGGGAUCCAGCAUUUACAUUUGUAAAAUGUAGAAACAUUUUACAAAGCAACCUGUAAUAUUGUCAUCAAUCCAUAAAUAGUGGGGUGGUUCUUUUUUUUUAUUAUUUUUUGCUCUUAGGACCACUUACUACUUUUAAAAGUUAUGGAGGACCUCCAAAAGAGCUUUGGUUUAUAUGGGUAAUAUUUAUAUUUUCCAUAUAUUAGAAAUUAAAAUCGAUGCAUUCAUGGAAUAUUUAUUUAUUAAAUCACGUAAAAAUAACACUUAAAUUCAUGAGAUAUUAACAUAAAUGAAAUAUUGACCAUAAAAAGCCCUAUAUUUUAACCAAUUUUAAAAAAACCAGAAGUGUGCCAUUGUUUUAAAUGUUUGUAAUUAUCUUCAAUAGCUUGGAAAUACUUUUGAUUUCAAGGACCCUUGAGGGGUGUGUUGGGAGACCUCCAUAGGUUCUAGUAUUCCCUUUUAAAAAACCCAGCCAUAAGCACUUUAAUACUUGUAUUCUUAUCCUGUGAUUUAAAAAAAAAAACCCAAUUUUCUAAGAAAUCUGUAUCAAUGUUGCUAGAGAAUUGUGGCAUUUUGAAAUUCUGCAACAUUUCCCACAUAACUGAAGGUGUGCUUUGUAUCUUUUUUUUUUUU
Messenger RNA from Pantherophis guttatus, 3850 nucleotides. RefSeq names its product urotensin 2 receptor (gene UTS2R). Gene Ontology annotation, cellular component: plasma membrane. The record is from RefSeq and is a predicted model, not a curated record. Gene Ontology annotation, biological process: regulation of blood pressure; blood vessel diameter maintenance; neuropeptide signaling pathway. Gene Ontology annotation, molecular function: urotensin II receptor activity. NCBI's taxonomy places the organism in Eukaryota, Metazoa, Chordata, Lepidosauria, Squamata, Colubridae.